Messenger RNA from Pseudocercospora fijiensis CIRAD86, 866 nucleotides. RefSeq lists its product as uncharacterized. Bases 296 to 724 code for a protein of 142 amino acids. The transcript has 2 exons. Lineage: Eukaryota; Fungi; Ascomycota; Dothideomycetes; Mycosphaerellales; Mycosphaerellaceae. The record is from RefSeq and is a predicted model, not a curated record.
CUUGGUCACCGGCGCAAAUGGUGGCAUUGGGCUGGAGACCGCCCGCCAGUUGGCAGCGCAGUCCAAACACGUUCUUCUAGGCAGUCGGUCCCUCGAAAACGGCGAGCAGGCGGUCAAGACACUUCAAGCCGAGAACCACCCUGGACCUAUCGAACUCCUGCACAUCGACGUCUCCAAGAAAGAUUCGAUUGUCGCAGCUGCCAAACACGUGAAUGACUCCCAUGGACGGCUAGAUGCCCUUGUCAACAAUGCCGCAGUCGCCUCUUUCCCAGAAGGCACCCCAAUCGAAGAACAGAUGCGGCAGUCUUUCGAGACGAACUGUAUUGGUCCGCUCCUGGUUGUCGACGAGUUCGCUCCUCUUCUCAAGAAGUCGAUCACAACUCCUCGAAUCGUCAACGUCUCUAGCGGAGCUGGCUCCAUAACCAGAAGGCUCGAUGGGAGCCCCAGUGUGGCGAACUUCAAAUCUGUGGCAUAUCGCUCUACCAAAGCUGCCUUGAACAUGAUAACUGCAGAGCAGGUUAUCGAAUUUGGAGAGUUGGGAUGGAAGAUAUUUGCAUAUUGUCCAGGAUUUACGAUCUCAAAUCUCAGUUCGCUGAAUACGACCGCAAGUGGUGCGAAGCCCACUUCCGAAGGUGCGAGCCCUCUCGUGGAUAUCAUAAACGGCAAGAGAGAUGCAGAGCAUGGAAAAUUUCUCAACGAGAAAGGUGAUCAGUACCCAUGGUAAAGAGAGGUUUCUCGUCCGGCCUUCCUAUGGUAUCCAGAGAUUCGCAUCGGAUGGCCAGAGUCUGCACUCUGUUCAUCAUCAGUGAAAGAGAUCACAGGAAAGGCACCCAGAUUAGUAGUCUCAUGAACGCUUUCUAGGUCCG